Drosophila melanogaster (fruit fly) is the source of this 1229-nucleotide messenger RNA. RefSeq names its product regulator of cullins 1a (gene Roc1a). Gene Ontology annotation, biological process: protein ubiquitination. The transcript has 2 exons. Gene Ontology annotation, molecular function: zinc ion binding. Gene Ontology annotation, cellular component: Cul2-RING ubiquitin ligase complex; nucleus; cytoplasm. NCBI's taxonomy places the organism in Eukaryota, Metazoa, Arthropoda, Insecta, Diptera, Drosophilidae. The record is from RefSeq and is marked reviewed. The coding region runs from base 145 to 555 and encodes 136 amino acids.
GCGGUCACACUGCUUGAGCCUCACUGCGAGUGGUUUUCUAUUAAAACGAAAAGGAUAGGGACAGAAAAGCCAAAACUACGUUAGUUGUGAAAAUUGCAUUUGUGUUGCGAGAGUUUUGUCAGGAUAAAUAGGUGUAUUUCCACCAUGGAAGUCGACGAGGAUGGAUACGAGGUUCCCUCCAGCAGCAGCAAGGGCGAUAAGAAGCGCUUUGAGGUGAAGAAGGUAAGUGGUCAGCAAAAAAGCAGGGUCAUUGUCAAUGAAUGUACUGAUGGUAACACUUCAUCCUUUCCGCUUCGCCGAAAACAGUGGAACGCCGUGGCUCUGUGGGCCUGGGACAUCGUGGUGGACAACUGCGCCAUCUGCCGCAACCACAUCAUGGACUUGUGCAUCGAGUGUCAGGCGAACCAGGCGUCCGCCACUAGCGAGGAGUGCACCGUGGCCUGGGGCGUCUGCAACCACGCCUUCCAUUUCCACUGCAUCUCUCGCUGGCUAAAGACGCGCCAGGUAUGCCCACUGGACAACCGCGAGUGGGAUUUCCAGAAGUACGGCCACUAAAAUCUACAAAACCCCCAAGACCCACCAGAUGGAGGGAGCAGCACUUCCCGCAAGCUAGAUGAUGGAGGCCUGCUUCAUCUGGACAUUUGAAUACCUUUUUAGAUCUUAAGCUAGUGGGGCGAUUCGAGUGAACUGGUAGCCUUUAGGAGCACAGUUACCGAUUUCCGAGACUCCCCGGGAAGCGCACCUUUUUGUAACGCGUUAAAUAAAAGCUGUAGAAGAUGGAGAAGACUAGACGGAUGUUUCUACCUUUCACCCUUUGGAGUCUAUAUUCACUGUGACGAUGGCAUCUUACCGCGAAAUCCACUAGCUAGUCGUGCCUAAAUUUUCAGAGUAUAUAACUCAUGACUGGCAAAAAAUAUGAUUGGGUCAUUGGGUUCCAUAAAUGUAGCUCUGCUUAGUUAUCCUUGGAUGGCAUUUGAAGAGGAUCUGGCUAGUUCAAACUAGUUUAGUUUUGCUUAACUAUAUGCGUCAUGACCAGCUCCAGAUCAGGUUGUUCAGAUAUAUGAAAGUAGUUUCGUAAAAACAAAUCAAAAUCAGUCGAUGCAAAGAAAGAGCUGCGUUUGUAAAAACUAAAUGUUCUUUUUAGUUUAUUAUGAAUGUUUUGCGGCCGCGGCAGCUUAGAAAAUAAUACACAUUAGUUACAGAUAUGAAUAAAGUAUAUGGUAUAUAUC